AUGUCCCGCUCCAGGAUCCCAAUUCUUCGAGGAACUCUCCCAACCUCUAUCCGAUCAUGCUUACAACCACGGCUAAGCAACCACAGUAUAUGUUGGACAGCUAUUCGAGCAGCCUCUACCACGUCCUCAGCGAAGGGCAAACAUCCUCCAGGUUUUACGCCGCCCACAGCAGAAGAUCUCUACGAGCUGCGCGACAGAGUGCAAGAAUUUACCCGACGCAACAUACCUGAAGAAGUGGCUCAAAGGACAGACCACGAGAAUGAGUUUCCAAACGAGAUGUGGCAAACAUUCGGCGAAGCUGGCUUUUUAGGUCCUACUGCACCGGAAGAAUAUGGCGGGUUAGGAAUGGGCUAUCAAGCACACUGCGUAAUUAUGGAGGAGAUCUCGCGCGCAAGUGGGAGUAUAGGUCUGAGCUAUGCGGCGCAUAGUCAAUUGUGUGUGAACCAGAUAUGUUUGAACGGCAACGAGGACCAGAAAGGCAGGUUUCUACCGGGCCUGCUUUCGGGUGAGAAGAUUGGUGCUUUGGCUAUGAGUGAACAUUCUGCUGGCAGCGAUGUGGUCAGCAUGAAGACUACUGCGAAGAAGGUGGAUGGUGGUUAUCUCAUAAAUGGCACCAAGAUGUGGAUCACCAAUGGUCCAGAUGCUCAUUGCAUCGUCGUCUAUGCUAAGACUGAACCUGAUGCAGGGUCCAAGGGUAUCACUGCGUUCCUAAUGGACACGGGGGCAAAAGGCUUCUCGGUUACCAAGAAGUUGGACAAACUAGGUAUGAGAGGUUCAAAUACUGGAGAACUAGUGUUUGAAGAUGUCUUCAUACCUGAGGAGAAUGUGCUCGGACAAGUCAACAAAGGCGUCAGAGUACUGAUGGAGGGUCUCGAUAUUGAAAGACUGGUAUUGAGCUCCGGACCAUUAGGUAUUAUGCAAGCUUGCAUGGAUAUCGUUCUUCCGUAUACACAUCAAAGAAAGCAGUUCGGCAUGCCUAUAGCCCAUAAUCAGCUUGUACAAGGUAAGCUGGCUGACAUGUACACCAAGCUUCAGGUUUCCCGAGCAUACACGUAUGCGACUGCAAAGAAAGUCGACGAGGAAGGUAUCAUCAAGACUCAGGAUUGUGCAGGUGCAAUCUUGUAUGCAGCCGAACGGGCCACUGAGUGCGGCCUUGAUGCAAUUCAGCUCAUGGGCGGUACAGGAUAUGUGAAUGAAGUUUCGGCUGGUCGACUGAUGAGAGACGCUAAGCUGUACGAGAUUGGUGCUGGCACUAGCGAGGUCAGGAGAAUGGUCAUUGGUCGUGCCUUCAACAAGGAGUAUGCUGAUCAAAGUCUGUAA
Lithohypha guttulata is the source of this 1320-nucleotide messenger RNA. RefSeq lists its product as uncharacterized. Bases 1 to 1320 code for a protein of 439 amino acids. The transcript has a single exon. NCBI's taxonomy places the organism in Eukaryota, Fungi, Ascomycota, Eurotiomycetes, Chaetothyriales, Trichomeriaceae. Gene Ontology annotation, molecular function: 3-methylbutanoyl-CoA dehydrogenase activity; flavin adenine dinucleotide binding. Gene Ontology annotation, biological process: L-leucine catabolic process. The record is from RefSeq and is a predicted model, not a curated record.